Cyclospora cayetanensis is the source of this 969-nucleotide messenger RNA. Its product is annotated as RNA-binding protein pno1. Bases 1 to 969 code for a protein of 322 amino acids. The transcript is spliced from 2 exons. Lineage: Eukaryota; Apicomplexa; Conoidasida; Eucoccidiorida; Eimeriidae. The record is from RefSeq and is a predicted model, not a curated record. Gene Ontology annotation, cellular component: nucleolus. Gene Ontology annotation, molecular function: RNA binding.
AUGGAUGCGGAUGGAUUUAAAGCCGUGCGCCGUCGCAAGGGCCCCCGCAAAGCUGAGGUGAUGCCUUAUGAGGGGGGAGGGGCGGUCCAAGACCCCGCAACAGUGGCAGCGGGAUCGCUCACGCAUGCAGGUAGUGCGGAAAUGGAGCAAGAGGCUUCAGAGCUACUGCGUCGCGUGGAGGUUGCAGAUCUGGACGCUGCGACAGACGAAGAAGACGCAGAAGACGCCGGAGAAGAGGCGGCCAUGGAGGUUGCAGAGGGGUCUGCUGAAGAGGCUUCAGCACGGUUACCAGCCACUAGAGGAGGGGCGAUCUCUGCUGAUCGCAAGAAGGGCGUCAAGCGUGCAGCAGCAAAAGGGAAAGAUCAGCAGGAACAGCCGUUUAUAAGACGCCUGCCCGUGCCGCAGCACAGGUACACGCCUCUGCGUCAGCAGUGGGUUGACCUCAUCAGACCGCUAAUUAUGCACAUGAGGCUUCAGGUUCGUAUGAACGUGAAGAGGCGGUGCGUGGAGUUGAGGGCUGCCCCCCCUCCUACCGGUGCUGCUGCUGCUGCAGGAGCAGUAGCAGCAAAGUUGCAGCUGGGGGACGACAAUGCGCGAUUGGGAAAGGGAGCUGAUUACGUUAGGGCCUUUCUGCUGGGAUUUGAGCAGAGAGACUGCGUGGCACUGCUAAGGCUCGACGAUAUGUACCUCGAGACUUUCGAAAUCCAAGAUGUGAAGAGGCUGACAGGCGCUCACUUCUCACGGUGUAUCGGCCGUCUGACGGGGCGGAAUGGCUCGACCCGGUUCGCCAUAGAAAACGCCACCAGGACACGCAUAGUUAUCGCGGGGAGAAAAAUACACAUAUUGGGUUCAUUCGACUGUAUAAAGCUGGCGAGACACUCCAUCUGCUCCCUUAUUCUAGGGAAGCCCCAGGGGAAGGUGUACUGCCAUCUGCGAACUGUGGCUAAACGGCUCAGCCAGAGGAUGUAA